Molecule: messenger RNA, 1393 nt
Organism: Eruca vesicaria subsp. sativa (arugula)
Lineage: Eukaryota; Viridiplantae; Streptophyta; Magnoliopsida; Brassicales; Brassicaceae
Source: the annotation of a GenBank genome assembly
AUGGAGAAAGGCGAAGCGAAGAGUAAGAAAGCUGGAGGAGCUCGUCUCUGCUGCAUCUGUAACGAGAGACGACCCGUCCUCAAAAGACCAAAAACCCUUCAACAAAUAUGCAGAGAGUGCUUUUACGAUGUCUUUGAGGAAGAGAUUCACCAAGUCAUAAUCAAGAACAGGCUUUUCAAGUCCGGUGAGCGUGUUGCUAUAGGUGCCUCUGGUGGAAAAGAUUCAACGGUGUUGGCUUAUGUAUUAUCAGAGCUAAACAGACGUCAUGGUUAUGGAUUAGACCUUUUUCUUUUGUCCAUUGAUGAAGGGAUUACUGGUUAUCGUGAUGAUUCUCUUGAGACUGUUAAAAGAAACGAACUUCAAUAUGGGUUGCCUCUUCAGAUUCUUUCUUACAAAGAUCUGUAUGGAUGGACGAUGGAUGAUAUUGUGAAGAUGAUUGGUCUGAAGAAUAACUGCACCUUUUGUGGUGUAUUCCGUCGUCAGGCACUUGAUAGAGGAGCUGCGUUACUGAAAGUAGAUAAGCUAGUGACUGGACAUAAUGCAGAUGAUAUAGCUGAAACGGUUCUCUUAAACAUACUUCGAGGAGAUAUUGCUAGCCACACGUAUGCUUAUUUCAAGAAGCUGGACUACUUCUCAACCGAAUGCAUAUACUCUCCUAAUGCUUAUCGCGGGUUCGCCCGUGAGUUCAUCAAAGACUUGGAAAGACUAAGGUUCUAGUUCAAUUUUUUGUUGUUUAUAUUAGUUAUAACCAGAUAAGAAAGUAAGUCUCUAACUUAUAUUAUUAUAUCAACCUUUAGGCCAAGAGCUAUUCUGGAUAUCAUCAAAUCUGGUGAAGACUUCAGGAUUGCCACAACCACAAAAAUGCCUGAGCAAGGGACGUGUGAGCGAUGCGGUUACAUAUCUAGCCAGAAAUGGUGCAAAGCUUGUGUGUUGUUGGAAGGAUUGAACCGUGGUUUGCCUAAGAUGGGCAUUGGAAGAGCUCGAGGAGGAGUCAAUGGUGGUGAUCACAAGAAGGAAACAAAGGCUGUGAAAUCUCUAGAGAGCAAACAAUGUGGGUCUCUGGAUUUCUAAAUUAAGAGAGAGAGAUGCUCUAAAAAUGCAGAAACUGUUAAGACACAAUAUUGUUGUAGAAAGAAAUGCCGCUUGAGAGAUUUUUGAACCAGCAGUGUUACUCCAUUAAUGAGCCAGCUGGUCAACUUGACUAAAUUCAAUCCAGCCUGGUUUUGAGGAGUAAUAAUAGUUGACAAUCAUGCCUUAACUAUUCCACCUACAUCUGCUGACUUGAAUUGGAAGAAAAAAAGCUGCUUAGAUUUAUAUGAUUUUUCUUUUAGAAAAAGUGAUAAACUAGAUGCUUCACCUUAGUGACAAACCAAAAUAAUGUUUUUAAUAUCUG